AAACGCGCGUUCCCCGUCACCCGGCUCACUCACUCACACUUAGUGCAGCCCUGCAGCAGCAGCAGCUCGCAGCAGCAGCAGGGACCCCGUAGCGCCGCAGAGCCCUCUCACCGCGGCGAGACCCCUAACCACCGACAAAAGCACGACAAGAAAGUCAACACGAACUGCUUGCAAACUCCUAACAACUAACCCUCGACGCGGACCGUGUCGCUAUUCGCGUAACGGUCCUAAACUUAUUUUUGUUUCGUACAAAGUUCCGGAAGUUUUUUCUCCCUUUUUUGUUAUUUUUUUCUUAGAAUCAUUAUUAUCAUCGCCGGUAGUGUCCUUUCAAGUGCAGCUUGUUGCUAUUGUUAAUUUAUUCACCAGUGCCGGACUCCGAUCGCGCUGGCUUAAAGUGGAGGCAGAAGACUCGACUCGAGUAGCGAUGAGUAGAGCUACCUGUGCGCUCUGGGCGGCACUGCUGAGCGGCACCCUUCUCUGCAGCACGGUGCAGGUCGUGAGAGCGGAGACGAGUGCAGAACCGCUGGCCGCUUUGGACGCGAGGCUGCACAGGUACGAGGUGGUCACGCCCGUGGCCACGGACUCGAGUGGAAGGUUCGUGUCCCGGGUCGUGUCCUCCCGGCACGGGCAGGGCCCUGACUCCGAUGGCAGCGCGCACCGCCGCGCGGCACGGAGCCUCCCCGGGGACGGAGACAACGCCCCGCCCCCCCGCGAGGCCCCCCGCGAGGACCCCGACGCGCGCCGCUACUUCAACGUGACCGUGUCAGGUCGCGUGUUGCAGCUGAGCGUGCGCCCCGUGGGCUGGCGGCUGCUGUCUCCGGGCGCCACCCUGCAGUGGCAGGAGGACUUCGCCGAAAGCCGGAGAGAGGCUCUGGCCGGACGGGAUUGCGUGCACCGCGGCACCGUGAACGGGGUCCCCGGCGCCACGGUCGCGCUCAGCAACUGCGAUGGCCUGGCAGGGCUCAUCCGCCUCCCCGACGAAGAGUACUUCAUCGAGCCUCUGGAGGUCGGGGGUCACGCUGACGAGCACUCGCAAGAAGGCCGAAGCCACGUUGUCUACCGCAGGUCGGCCGUCAAGCGCUCCGACUCAAUGACGCCCGAAUCGGGCACACACAGCGACUUUGGGCCGGUGGAGUUGGCGGUGACGGCGAACGCCGUGGAGGAGCAACUGAAGGAGAGCGUGCAGCAGCAGCAGCAGCGCCGCCGUAGCAGACGUGGAUCCAAGAAGGACGAGUACAACAUGGAGGUGAUGCUGGCCGUGGAUGACUCGGUGGUGCGUUUCCACGGCAAGGAGCACGUGCAAAACUACCUGCUCACCCUCAUGAACAUCGUGGAUGAGAUUUACCACGACGAGUCCCUUGGCGUUCAGAUCAACGUGGUCCUCGUGAGGCUCAUCCUGCUCGGAUACAGACAGUCCAUCGGUCUGAUCGAGCGGGGGAACCCGUCGCGCAGCCUCGAGCAGGUGUGCCGCUGGGCCCACACGCAGCAGCGCACCGACCCCGCCCACCCGGAGCACCACGACCACGUCGUCUUCCUCACGCGCCAGGACUUUGGGCCGGCCGGCAUGCAAGGCUACGCGCCCGUGACGGGCAUGUGUCACCCGCUUCGGAGCUGCACCCUGAACCACGAGGACGGCUUCUCGUCCGCCUUCGUGCUGGCCCACGAGACUGGCCACGUCCUGGGCAUGGAGCACGACGGGCAGGGCAACCGCUGUGGGGACGAGACGAGCAUGGGCAGCAUCAUGGCGCCCCUGGUGCGUGCCGCGUUCCACCGCUACCACUGGUCCCGGUGCAGCCGCCAAGAGCUCGCCAGAUACAUUCACUCGUACGACUGUCUGCUGGACGAUCCGUUCGACCACGGCUGGCCCAAGCUGCCCGAGCUGCCCGGCAUCAACUACUCCAUGGACGAGCAGUGCCGCUUUGACUUCGGCGUCGGAUACAAGACGUGCAAUGCCUUCCGCACGUUCGACCCGUGCAAGCAGCUGUGGUGCAGCCACCCCGACAACCCCUACUUCUGCAAGACGAAAAAGGGCCCUCCGCUGGACGGGACUGAGUGCGGGACCAGCAAGUGGUGCUUCAAGGGCCACUGCAUGUGGAAGAGCAGCGAGCAGCUGGCAGGGGAGGACGGGAACUGGGGUCCGUGGAGCAAGUUCGGCGCGUGCUCGCGCACGUGCGGGACGGGCGUGCGCUACCGCACACGCUCGUGCCACAGCCCCGCUCCGGCGUACGGAGGCCGCGGGUGCAUGGGCCCGGCUUUCGAGUACCAGCUGUGCAACACGGACGAGUGCGUCCCUCACGAGGAUUUCCGAGCGCAGCAGUGUGCCACUCGCAACUCCCACCACACCCACCGCAGCACCAAGCACCACUGGCUGCCCUACGAGCACCCUGAACUGGCCAAAAAAUGUGAGCUGAUGUGCCAGUCGAAAGAUUCGGGGGAUGUGGUGCACAUGAACCAGGCGCUGCACGACGGGACGCUGUGCUCCUACACCGACCCAUACUCCGUCUGCGUUCGGGGAGAGUGUGUGAAGGUGGGCUGUGACAAGGAGGUGGGCUCGAGCAAGCUGGAGGACAAGUGCGGGGUGUGCGUUGGCGACAACUCUCACUGCCGCACCGUCAAGGGCACCAUCACCAAGACUCCCAAGAAACUCGGGUUCAUGAAGAUGUUCGACAUCCCGGCUGGCGCACGGCAUUUGCACGUUUACGAAGAUGAGCCCACCAUGCACAACAUGGUGGUCAAGAACCAGGUGACGGGACUGUUUGUCCUGUCGGGAAGAGGGGACGAGACUCGGCUGCCCAGACCCUUCGUGGACAUGUCUCUGCUCUGGGACUACAGCCGCUCAGAGGAGGAUGGGCGCGAGAGCCUGCAGACCCAGGGACCCCUUCCCGAUGCCAUCACCGUUCUGAUCAACCCCUACGACUACGACACCAAGGUGAGCGUCACGUAUCGGUACAUCAUCCACGAGGACCUGCUGCCGAUCGUGGGCAGCACCGGAAACAACGUCCUCCUGGAGGAGAUGGACAACUACGAGUGGGCGCUCAAGAGCUGGUCGCAGUGCUCGCAGCGCUGCGGUGGAGGCCUGCAGUUCACCAAGUACGGCUGCCGGAGGAAGAGCGACCAGAGGAUGGUGCAUCGAAGCUUCUGCAGCGUCGACAAAAAACCCAAGCCCAUCCGCCGGCGCUGCAACCAGCACGAGUGCAUCAAACCGAGCUGGGUGGUGGAGCAAUGGGAGGCCUGCACCAAGCCCUGCGGUGCCCAGGGCUUCCAGAGCCGUACAGUGCGCUGCCUCCAGGCCCUCAGCGACAACACGAACCGCUCGAUCCACCACAAGUACUGCCCCGGGGCCAAGCCGGACUUGCGACGUCCGUGCAACCGCAUACCUUGCCCUGGGAGCUGGAGAACGGGAGCCUGGUCUGAGUGCUCGGCCACGUGUGGGGAGGGCGUGCAGCAGCGACAGGUGCUGUGCCGCGCGCUCGAGGAGGACGGCGACGUCGCGUGCGACGGCGAGCAGCCCGACGCCGCGCAGAAGUGCACCAUGGCGCCCUGCGUCGAUCCAAGUGAUCAUGUUCACCUUCGAGUAAACUGGCUCGCCCGGCCCGACCUGGAGCCUGCCAUGACAAAACGCUCCUCAAAGGAGCCUUGCUUAGGCGACAAGUCCAUCUUCUGUCAGAUGGAGGUGCUGGUGCGUUACUGCCCCAUCCCCGGCUACAACAAGCUCUGCUGCGAGUCGUGCAACAGGCGGGCGGCGGGAACGCUCGUACCGCCUUCCUCCGACACUUACGCCCUCGCGGAACCCGGCCUGGGCGGCGUCGCCGAGGAUGCCCACGCCACCGCCGCCGCCGUCGCCGUGUCGGCGGCGGCGAUGCCCACGGAGUGGCCGGCGCGGCCUGACGUCGCGCCCACUGCCCGCCUGGAGCCGCCCCACUUUGAGAUCGUCGGUUCGGCGGCCGCAAGGAGGGCAGUGGCUUUUUCUGUGGUUGGCGACGACGACGACGACGGCGACGACGACGACGAAGGAAGGGAAAGGGAAGUCGGCGACGGGCGGCCCUGGGGGCGCCGGGCCUCGGCGGAGAGCGGCGAGGCUCGCGGGGGGAGGCGCGAGGAGCCCCCCGUUGGGGUGCGUGGGGAGGACCGGCAGCCACAAGCUGGCGAGGCCGCACGGGACCCGCUCGCAUUUCACAAGGUCGCCAGGAGGGCUGGCGAGGGGGCCUCCUCGGAUGUUGUGAAAUCCAACGCGUUUGACGACUUGUCUUCAGAGGAUGACGAGGUACACGAGGAGGAAUCUGGAAUACUGCUGAUGAGAUGAUCAGAAGAUUGUUUUAUUGGUAAAACCUUCUGCAGAAACUUUGCACACUCCAGAAACCCACUGUAAUGGCAAUUAUUUUAACAGGCAACUGUAACGUUUAACACGGUAACAAACAUCGUUGGACGAUGAGCGGAUAAUAUUCUCUCGCCUAGUGAUUGCCUCAGUCCUUGUGAGUGUGGUGUGGUUACCUAAAGUUAUCCAGGUGUGAAGCGUAGAGCUGACAACGUGUUUGAUUUCACACAGCACUUAACUGCUUGACUGAUUUAGACUUAACACAGCGGAGAAAACUUUUGAAACUACAAAGUUGGAUGUAUUAACAUUUUUAUUUUAAGAGUUUGAUUAACAUCAGAAAUGAAGGGUUGACAGACGGUCAGUUAUCUGACUGGACACUGCAGAUCUUAGAUACUUAUUAGGACUUAAGAAAAUGGUGCUGUGGCCACCUUUCUCUACGGUGCUAGGCAAGAUGCGAAGUCUUGCUUCUCUCGGAGAACGUCACAUAUCAUCUCAGCUGGGCGAGUAGCAUCGCGCGGGGCCAUGCAGCGUUCGGGGGGGAGUGCCAGUGAUUGUUGAGACGACAACAACGCCGCUGAGCCGUUCUGGUACUCGGGGUUGCCUGCCACCUGAGUUGUGUGGAACGGCUGGCCGAGAACAUUCGCAACAAAAAGUGUUUUACUUAAAUAUGUGCGUGGUUGAGAAGACCGAAGCACGCUAUUAAACGAUAUUAUUAUUAUUAGGACUAGCUUAUUAACAAACAACAUGGGUUGUACUCCAGGCCAGUACUUGUGCUUACAAUUCUAAUUCGCCGUUUCACUCCAAAGACUUUGUUGCCUCCUUAGUGGCGAGGCUAGUUUGAUCCAUGUCAGAGAAAGCAGAUGUGUUUUUGUUUUUCUAGAUUUGUUUUGUAAUAUAAAAACAUAUUAAAGGAAAUAACGUCCAACUUAGAUAGUGUACUAUUAUGUUGGUUUACGUUCCAGAAUUUACUAUGGUAUCUGGUAGAAAAAAAAAUGCAUAACAAUUACAAACACCGACAACCUCAUGUUUUAUGAGCGGCUAUUGAGUUUGUCUUUUUAACUUUUUGCGUUUUUACGCACGUCUAGUUGUGUUUAAAUGAUUAACCUGACAACUGGAGUCAAGGGAAUUGACUCGACAGGAAGAAAAUCGUACUUUUUCACGAGAGAUUUUAUAAACCGUGCAUAGCUUUCCGUUAGUUAUUUCACUCCUACUGAAACGCCGUUGACAAACGUCAACUAAUGUUGCCAAGGUGCCAUCGUUAUUAUUCGUGCUUGCAUUACGGCUAAAAUACUGACACGGUAAAUUAUUCAGUCACGUAUAUUUCUGCUCAGGAUAAAUUUUGAAUUCCACAGGAUAUCAAUCACCAACCACUAGCCUCUACGCUACCCAGAUGCAUCCGAUUCAGACCGGCAGCUCUUUCAUAAACGGUGCAAGUAGGGCAUGCCAUACGAACGGCUGCUUAAUGUAAAUAUCAACAUGGGAGUCCCAGCAUUACUACUUUAAAUCUUAACUCAAAGGUUUUCAAAUUUCACCUGACCUCCAAAUACUGGCCUGCGUUAGCGUGCACAGUAAUAGAUGAACGAGGCAUGCGCCCACACGAAACCACGAGUUUGUGUUGUUGCAAAAACCCUGAUUUGUGUGGCUGUUUAAGGGUGACCGACUACGGUUUGGUUUGAUAGGGGUCACUGCUCGCGUUGACCCCGAGGGUUAACGCAUGGGUGCAGUCGGUCGACUGCACGACAUUAAACCCACCCGUUAGUCGUGAUGUCCCAGAGCCAUGAAGUUCUCUGCGUGCACAGUGUUACGUCAAAUUUAUUUUCAAAAGAGGUGAUUGAAAGAAUAUAUCUUAAAAAGAAUCAAGGAAAAUGAAAACAAAGGUCAAUUUGAAUGAAUAUCUUCCAAGCGUAAAAACAAAACAGCGUCUAUUGUAAAUAUUGUAAAUGUUAAGUAUUUGCUAUAAAACACAGUGUUUAAAGAGAACUAUGAUAACUCUCAAAAGGGCUUGACUUUAGAUAGGUAUGAUGUCUAUAUUGCGAGUGCCCGACGGGCUGCAGGUGUGAAGGGAAGUCGACUGAAUGAGCGCACCCACAUGCAAUAACACGCACACGCGCACACACUUGUGUGACUGCAGCGGUAUUUAUUUAAGCAACUUAAAACAAAACAGUGUAUCACGUACGAUAGAGGUCAAUGGUGCAGGUCAAAGCACUUGGAUGGUUUUCAUAAUUUGCUGUUUAUGUUUAUUAUUAACUUUAUAAACUUGUAUUUAGAGAUAAUGCAAUAUACCUCAAACAGUAAGACCCAGGUCACUGCAGAUUAACCAAGGUCAUGUGCUUGAUUGACCCUGUGCCACUCAUCGACAGGGCUCUCUAGUCAUGACUGUAAUAUUCAUUGUGUUUGAACUUCAGAUUAACAUGGGAGAAAUGUCUGUUCGUUUAUAAAAACAGCCAUUAUAUUUGAAUCUAGAGAAUUAAGUCGUUUGUUGGUGUUUGGUAAUAAUUUCAAGUAGCAAUAUAAUACUUUUAACAUGUUCACUGGCAGGGGCACGCCAAGUUUGGUUACAGGAUUUAAGACUUGCGUGGAAUGCUAGAUUCAAAUAUGAACUUCAACACGCUUUUUAUGUUAGUACUAAAUCGUAUAACGUAUGUAUCCCCUAUACACCAUGCUUAGUUUGUCCAUUGUUGGAUCGUAUUAACGCUUUAUAAAUCCAGGGUGGGGCACCCGGUUCGCUCCCGUCUCUCCGGCUAGUACUGAGACGAUGAAAAGUGCCGUCUCUGCUCGCGGGGGGUGCCCAUUCCAUCCAAUAACGGCGGCGGGGGGGGAGCAUAAAAUAACCUUUUUAGCGUUAGCUCGGAAAAAUCCUGAAGCGGACAAGACGAGUGGCUUGCUCUCGGAGCCCCUCACCGCGUUCGCCAGUGGGGUUGGUCUCGUCACGAGCCAAGAUGUGGUAACGGUGGCAUUAAACUAACACAAAUCUGUGAAUAGCAUCGUAUGCUAGGAGGUACUGUCCCACUGUUCACAAACGACCAGCUUUCAGAAGCAUGAAACGAGUAAUAAAAUUGUAUGUUGCCCGAGCGUGCGUUCCUUAUCCUCCACGUGUGUUCGUGAUCGCUGGGAAAACGUGACGGCGAGCAUGCACGGUUGUUCACGCAACUCAAAGAACAUUUGUCAAGGAGAUGUUUGCGUGUGAGAAUCUUUCAUCGUGUGUUUAUUUCAAAUAAACAUUUUACAAAUGACACACUUGAUGACAAAUCGAGGACAAACAACAGUAAAUGCUAGGUGCACAGACACAAAUAUCCUAUAAAAUGUAAUAGAACUCUAUUAACAGAACCAAGGUAGAAUUUCCAUCGGAAAUAGUUAUAUUCACAUACAAACGUACCAGAUGUAUUGCAGCAUUUCAAACAUGAAAAAAUACGCGUUUAAAAAAAAAGUUAUACUCGUAAAAUCACAUUUAAACAUACAUACGGUAUAUAAAAAUUUCUCUACACAAAGAAUAAACAUUUGUGAUGGAUCAUCACAUGGUGGUGCUCUAGUUUGUGUGAGAAGCCACGUGCAGACAAUUGCCACUGCUCCACCGCGAUUAUCAAUUCAUAUAUUACGGAACUCCUUUUAUCCGAGACUCCUAUUACCCACGGCCCUAUUCUUCCUAAUAUCCGUGACUUCCCAUGUGUCUGCAAAAUGGCAUCCCAUUAUCCGCCAUAUUUUCACAGGUCAUGCAUUGUAUAAUCCAUGAUUUUGUAUUAUUUUUAGUUAUUUUUACUUGCUGCGAUCAAAGUGCACAGGCAGCCCACUUGCUUUGAACACGCUGCAUGAGACAACACACAGACACGAAUACACUCACAGAUACAUGGAGAUACACGGAUGGAGACAGAGAGAGACACAGAGGCAAAGAAAGACAUGGAGAUACAAACACACAAAACAAUGAGAUACGAAGAGACACGGAGACAGAGAGACAAGGAGACACACAGACGAGGAAACACAAGACACAAAGAUGCGCACUAAAACAGACCCAUAGAGACAUUGAGAAACAAAGACACGGAUACCGAGAGAGGUGACACAGACACUGAAAGACACAGAGACGUAGACAUGAAGACAGAGAAACGGAGGCAUAGAGAGACAAAGAGAUACACAUGAAGACAGAGGAACUGUAACACACAUGAUGAUAGGGACAGGGAAAGGUGCUGUACAAAGACGGAGGCAGUGACAUACGCACAGGCACACGAGACAUCUUUGAAGACACGUACAGAUCAACCCCUCCACAGCCACUGAAGCACGACCGGCGUUAUCACGGAUAAGAGGAGUCGAUGCUGCAAUUUGAUCCGCGGGUUAGACACGUUCUUACUCUACAGACAAGAGGAGUAAACUGCGAAUAAUCCGCCAGUCCCACUCUCCAGGCCCCACACAUUACCAUGGAUAACAGGAGUUGUAUGUCGGCCUUGAAUUAAAUCAUUCGGAUUAAUAGCGCGUGCACAAUUCGCGUAGUGAGUUGCUCACACAGGACAUCUGUGCAAGACAUCGUAUGUCGAACAACAGUUUUAAAUCCACUGCAACUUGACAUACAGGUGGAGGGCCCACGUGCGGAUCAUUUUAAAUGUAACGCUUGCACUACAUAAAUGCAUUUAUUUG
Molecule: messenger RNA, 8938 nt
Organism: Lethenteron reissneri (Far Eastern brook lamprey)
Lineage: Eukaryota; Metazoa; Chordata; Hyperoartia; Petromyzontiformes; Petromyzontidae
Product: A disintegrin and metalloproteinase with thrombospondin motifs 3-like
Biological process (GO): proteolysis; extracellular matrix organization
Cellular component (GO): extracellular matrix
Molecular function (GO): metalloendopeptidase activity
Source: RefSeq, a predicted model, not a curated record